Molecule: messenger RNA, 4708 nt
Organism: Plutella xylostella (diamondback moth)
Lineage: Eukaryota; Metazoa; Arthropoda; Insecta; Lepidoptera; Plutellidae
Gene: Pp2C1
Product: protein phosphatase 2C
Biological process (GO): protein dephosphorylation
Molecular function (GO): cation binding; protein serine/threonine phosphatase activity
Source: RefSeq, a predicted model, not a curated record
GGCUUGGGCACGCACGCGUAGUGAUCAAUAUGUCCACGUGACCUGUCAUGUCGAAUCCAGUCGUUCAGUGUUCAGUCAGUCAUCGCGUAAUAAAUUGAGAAAAUAAAAACGCAGAAUGUCUUAGAAAUCGUUUGUUUUACAAUGAAAUUGUAUUCUAGCGUAAUGUUAUAGUGUAUAGUGUAAAAUGCCUGCGUCAAUCGGUGUUAAUUUACGAGUGACGGGCCAUUGUAGCCAAGGCGGGAGAAAGUACAUGGAAGAUUUGUUUUCCGUUGCUUAUCAACAAACCGAGGAUGAAAGGGACUUGGAAUAUGCUUUCUUCGGUAUUUACGACGGCCACGGUGGAAGUGAAGCGGCUGCUUUUGCUAAGGAGCACCUCAUGGACAGUAUCGUGAAGCAGAGACAGUUUUGGUCUGAUAAUGACGAGGACGUCCUCAAAGCAAUCAGAAAUGGAUACAUGCUGACCCACUUGAACAUGUGGAAGGAGCUGGAAAAAUGGCCAAAAACAGUAACGGGCCUUCCAAGUACAGCGGGCACAACAGCCAGUGUGGCGUUCAUCCGACGAGGGAAAAUAUAUAUUGGUCAUGUUGGAGACUCCGCUAUUGUGCUAGGCUACCAAAAAGAUGAUGGAGAAGAAUGGGCAGCAAAACCACUAACUCUCGACCACAAACCAGAGUCCACAGUGGAAAUGGAGCGCAUACAGAGAUGUGGCGGGAAAGUGGUGUCUAAGGCAGGUGUGCCGCGCGUGGUAUGGAACCGACCCAGGGCUGGACACAAGGGACCAAUAAAGAAGAACACCCCCAUGGAUGAGAUCCCAUUCCUCGCCGUGGCUCGGUCACUCGGGGACCUGUGGAGCUAUAACACACAAAAUGAUGAGUUCAUUGUAAGCCCGGACCCCGACGUGGGGGUGCUCACUAUUGACCCAACUAAAUUUAGGUGUCUAAUAUUCGGCACGGACGGCCUGUGGAACAUGCUGUCGCCGGAGGGCGCGGUGAGCCUGGUGCAGGCCACGGAGCGGCACAACGAGGCGGCGCUGGUGGCGGGCGGCGCGCCCCCGCGGGACUGGCUCAACCCCUCCAAGAGCCUCGUCGACCACGCGCUCGAGAGAUGGUCCAACACUCGCAUGCGCGCGGACAACACGUCGGUGGUGACGCUGAUGCUGGACCCGCCCGGGCCGCCGCGCGCCGCCGUGCUGCGGGCCCGCGCGCCGCGCCCCGCCCCCGCCCCCGCGCCCGCGCCCGCCCCCGCCGCCGCCGCGCCGCAGGGCGGGCUCACCAUCAUGACGCGCUACUCCGACGACAAGCCGCCGCCCGACGCCGAGCGCGCGCCGCUGCCGCCCUGCGCCUCGCUCGACACGCGCUUCGCCCUCGACCCCGCCUCCGCGCCCCCGGCCGCCCCCGGCCCCGACGACACCAUCACCAACUACGGCAACCCCUCCGAGUCCUACUUCAUGGCGCGCCUGCUGAACCGCUGCGGCGUCGUCAACACGCUGCGCGACGUGCUGCACGAGCUGGUGCCGCCCGCCCCCGCGCCCCCGGCCACGGAGCUGCCCCCCGCCGCGCCCGCCUCGCCGCCCCCCGCGCCCGACCGCUCCCGGGAGAGCCUCGGCGAGGAGGGCGCCGCGGCCGAGGACGGCGGCAUCCAGAUCAACGAGGUGUCCUCCAGCUCGCCCACGGAGUGCCCGCGCCGCGCGCGCAAGAAGACCGACGCCAAGCCGGAGAGCGGGCGCGUGCUGCGCUCCCACGACGCGUCCCCGCCGCCGCGCCCCGCGCCCGCCCCCGCCGCGCGCCGCCCCGCGCCCGCGCUCGAGCGCGUCGUCAUCCUGUCCCGCGCGCGCGGCGCCCCCGCGCCCGGAGCCCCCGCACCCGGCCCCGAGGCGCCGCGGACCCGCGCGCGCGCCGCCUCGCAGCCGGCGGGAAACGCGCGGCGGCGGGGCGGGGCCGCGCCAGACUGCUCCAAGGAGAACGUGGCCUCGAGGCGACGCCGCGCGCCCCCCGCGCCGCCGCGCCCCCCCCGCGCCCGCGCUGAGCCCGAGGUGCACUCCACCACGGGCGAGUGCGCCCCCGCCGCCGCCGCCGCCGCCCCCGCGCGCGCGCUGCGCUCCCGCAACGAGGCGGCGCCGCCCUGUGCCGGCAAGCGCGCGCGCCCCGCCGACCCGCCCGCGCCGCACAAGCUGCCGCGCCUGGCGCCGCCGCGCGCGCCCGCCGCGCCCCGCGCACCCCCCGCCCGCGCCGCCGCCCCCUGGGGCCCCGCGCUCGCGCUCCGCAACCGGCUGCGCAAGCGCCUCACCAAGUCGCCCCCCUAGUUUAGUGAACCCCAUGGUUACCUGCGAGUGGAUGGAUAACGGUGCCUUCUAGUACUGCCAAAGUACUGUUUGACGUUACAUAUUUUUUUAUUUUGUCGUGAGACAUCCAAAGAUAGCCGCGUCGUCUAGUAAGUAAAUCUGUUGUUGUUUUUUUAUAUAAUUAAGACAAGACAUGCCCCUCGGGGGCUGGUGGCCGCGCCCGCUGGCGGCGCCCUCGUGAUCUGCACAUGUUCUAUUCUACAUUAUACAGAAUCCCCGUACAUGGUACUCGAGAUCUUUAGACGUAUUGCGUAUAUAUUUAUAUGUCUAUUUCUUUUACAACAAUAAAAUUACAUUGACAAAUUUUGCGAUGAUAUAAUGAAACCUUAGGUCAGAAACGACGAUAAAAAAUAGUACAAAGGGAGUUAUAUUAGAUACAUUUAUGUAAUUUGUAAGUUUAAUAAUGUGGACCACAGAAUAAAUAUAUUUAUAUACAAUGAUAACUGUAAACUGAAUGCAUUUAAUUUUUAAGCUUGAGUGUGGUUCAUAAUUCACUAAUAUGUAUAUUUAUAUCAUGUUAGAGGCUAUAUGUACCGACGCCAUUACCUUGUACAUAAUGAUGUGUAUUAGACAUCACUCGCCCUAAUAAUUCUAAAUUAUUUAAGCAAUACAUAAAUCCGAAAGAAUUGAGUACUCCAAUAUUGCCUUAAAUCUUCUAUUGAAAGUUGUAAGAUAGCGAUGCCUAGAGCAGCGUAACGCUUAUAUUGUAAUGAAAUUAAUGUCGAUGUUUAUGUUAUAACAAUAUGUAGUUAGUGGUGACAGAUUCGUUACAAGAUAGUCAGGCACCCCUCAAACCAACUCGGUAAAAAUAUUUUUAAUAUAGGUACAGGGUGCAGCAAAAUUGGUAUACAAAGCCGAAAGCGGGUGACUUAGGGGGUCAUUCUGAACAACUUUUGUUCUACAACUUUUGGCACCCCCUUUCGGCUUAGUAUGCCACUCUUGCAACACCUGUAAAACCCCACAUAUCUUUCAUGUUAGUACAUAGACCAAGAGAAAUAGCAAUACAUAGCUUAAUAAUAUGAUAAAAUAUGGUUGAAGGGUGCCUAAUUGCCGAUGCCUUAUAUACCUGGGUGAGCCAAAAAAUAUAUUGAAGAGUGCUUCUAUAGACAUUAUAUAAAUCAGAGUGUAUAUUUUAUAUCAAGUUAUAAAUUACAUACUUAUAAAAGGAAUAAAUUAUCAUGUAAGCUGAGUAAAACGUCUCUGUUUUACCGUAACAACUAUUUAUUUCAUUAGUAAAUAUCUUUAUUCUUUUGCGAAUAGAAUAUUAAUUUUGGUCUGCAAUAACCUAUCAGAUGCUUGACAUGUCUCAUGAAGUAUUUUGUACAUAUUCUUCACUUUCUACUGUAUUUGAUUAUUUUGUAAAUUUCUUCCACUAUUUUUCUACUAAAUUAUGCACUAACGUGGCACUAAAGCCCUAAAAUGUACCUAUUUAAAUUUAUUAUUACAAGUUACUUGACAGUGUGGUAAAUAAAUAAAUUGUUUACGUUUAUCUUCGGCUUGGUAGAUGUAACUUUUAGCAACUUUGACCUUUGUUUAUGCCUGUAAAUGUUAUAAACUUAUAUUGUGAUUGCAAACCAUUGAUUAAAGAAGCAUAUAGUGAAAGUUACUUUAGCUCUAAAGUUGUAAGCGGAUAGUUCACGAAGAACUCUUCUAAAUAAAGCCCUAGGCUAUUUAUUAUAUUCUUGGUUUUUAGCUUCUGAUGAAAAGGUUCGUUAAAAUAUCCACAUCAUUUGAUUGGCGCUAGUGAUGUUUCAGUUCUAUCGCCUGACAUUUCCUAGGAUCAUAAUCAUGAUUUGAUCGACAUUUAAUAUUAACUAUUGUCGGACUGAUGAAUGUAUAAUGAACACCGAGAGUUAUCCUGUAGAAUUAGUAACGCGUUUAAUAAUAAAUAAUAUGUGCCUCACUCGUUACCGAUUCGAAAAUACAUGAAUAAAUGUAUUUUGAUGAAACAAAUUUUACGCAUUGUAAUUUAGUUGUAAAAGAUUUUUAAUAUAAUUUGUUACUAAGUUUAUCUUGUAAAGUUUAGCAUGUAAAGAGAGUUCAAUAUCAAAGUGUGAAGUGUCACUUUAUAUCAACUUGAUAGAUUGUUUUGUUGUGGACAUGACGCAGUUUGAGUGAAUGAUCUACACGUGGGACGCCCCUGAGCCUUAGAUGUUAAGUUUCAAAGAAUGUUCAUUAAACGUUUAUUUGUUAAAGGUAAUAACUGCCUUGAAAAUUUGCUAUAUACAAACUGUGCUAUAAUAAUGAAUAGUGUAAAUUGAAAAGUAAAAGCAAAGUUAUUAUUAUACAUACUACAUAGAAAAUUAUAAGAAAAGGAUUAUUGUAGAUUUUAUUUUUUGAUUUGAAUAAAGUUUGUAUGAAAUAUAA